This is a messenger RNA of Cuscuta campestris, 786 nucleotides long. The record is from the annotation of a GenBank genome assembly. Lineage: Eukaryota; Viridiplantae; Streptophyta; Magnoliopsida; Solanales; Convolvulaceae.
CUCAUCCAAUCCAAGCCCAUUAAUGAUGAACCCUCUACUUGAAACCGAGUAACCGACAAGCCCAUAAACCAACCCGCAAAGCGUUCCUUAGAUUUUUAGCCUUCCCUUCCCUUUCGUCCCAAUCGUCCACAAGGUUCUGUGAAUCUGUGGUCGCUCGAGCUCAUCAAUCCAGAGAAGUUAUGGCGGCAAUAAGUCUGCGGAAGGGGAACACGCGUCUGCCGCCGGAGGUUAACCGAGUUCUAUACGUCCGGAACCUGCCGUUCAACAUCACCAGCGAGGAGAUGUACGACAUCUUCGGCAAGUAUGGAGCCAUCCGGCAGAUCCGGAUCGGCACGAACAAGGACACCCGCGGCACCGCUUUCGUCGUCUACGAGGAUAUCUACGACGCCAAGACCGCCGUCGACCAUCUCUCCGGUUUCAACGUCGCGAAUAGGUAUUUGAUUGUUCUGUACUAUCAGCAAGCCAAGAUGAGCAAGAAGUUCGACCAGAAGAAAAAGGAGGAAGAGAUUCAGAAGCUUCAAGAGAUCUAUGGGUUUUCCUCCAAAGAUAAGUAGUGUCAGGUCCAAUGCACCUCACUCUUUACUGAUUUGCAAAGUGAUAGCUAAGCUGAUUGUGAGGAAAAUCUAUUAUAUACUCCGUAUGUAUUUCCAGUUCUGAAUCAAUUCAACAUAUAUUUUGUUGUCUCUCGCUAUGCUCUCAUCUACCAUUUUGUGUGUUAAGGUUUUAUACUUGUGUCUGAAGAAAUUUGGCCUCGGCCCAACAAACCAAUAUAGUGUCAAUGCACGU